AUGGCCGCCGCAGCGCCUGCGGUCAAGACCCGUUUGCGAAUGCAUGCCGCAUCGGAAGGCGUUGCGCUCAUCGACAAGGUCCAGCGCCUGGCCUUUUUCUCGCGACUGCUCUGGCCCACCACUCGCAAUGCACUUCAGUGGGCCGAGCUACAGCGCGGCAACCGUGUCCUUGAUCUUGGCUGCGGCAAUGGUCACGCCACGCUUGGACUUGCCAGUUUUGUGGGCCGCGUUGGCCGAAUCACUGGUGUGGAUACAAGCGCCAAAGCUCUCGAAAGCGCCGCCGCCUAUGUACAGCAGAAUCGGGAUGAGGAUGCCAUGGCUCGCGUCUCAUUCCUCAAGGCCGAAAUCCCAAAUAACAUGGCUGAGCUUGCCAACAAACGCUUCGACCUGGUCUAUUCGCGCCUCCUCUUCUCCUACGUACCCGAGCCCCUGGCAUCCUUGGAGACUUGCAAAGAGCUCCUCUGGCCCGGCGGUCGCAUCCUCGUCGAAGACGUGGACUACAGCUCUUCGUUCUGCUACCCAAGUAGCCCCGCCUUUGAUCGCUACAAGGAGCUUCACACAGCCAUUAGCGCCCAGCUCAAGGGGCAUCCAUUGAUCGGCCCCAAGCUUUAUAGCAUGGUCAAGGAAGCGGGUUUUGUGGAUGCACGCGUGCGCGUCGUCCAACCCGUAUUCACACACGCAGAUGAGGGUCGUGCCGUGGCUCGUGCCUCCCUGCAAGACAUUCGCAACCAAGUCCUGGCGCACGAUCUCGCAUCAGAGUCCGAGCUUGCAGAACUGGAUCACCAACUUCGCGAACUAGAACAUCGCCCAGAUGCUCUCAUCUCGUUGCCGCGCAUUUUCCAAGUGACUGCUCGCGUGCCUACGCCUUGA
Molecule: messenger RNA, 870 nt
Organism: Monosiga brevicollis MX1
Lineage: Eukaryota; Choanoflagellata; Craspedida; Salpingoecidae
Exons: 5
Coding region: 1-870 (289 amino acids)
Source: RefSeq, a predicted model, not a curated record